This is a messenger RNA of Microplitis demolitor, 727 nucleotides long. RefSeq names its product histone H4. Lineage: Eukaryota; Metazoa; Arthropoda; Insecta; Hymenoptera; Braconidae. Gene Ontology annotation, molecular function: DNA binding; protein heterodimerization activity; structural constituent of chromatin. The record is from RefSeq and is a predicted model, not a curated record. Bases 44 to 355 code for a protein of 103 amino acids. The transcript has a single exon. Gene Ontology annotation, biological process: nucleosome assembly. Gene Ontology annotation, cellular component: nucleosome.
GUGUGUCAGUGUUUAUUUCAUUAAAAGUUUCUAACUUGCAAUCAUGACUGGUCGUGGUAAGGGAGGAAAAGGAUUGGGAAAAGGAGGAGCCAAGCGGCAUCGUAAGGUUCUUCGUGAUAACAUCCAAGGUAUCACUAAACCAGCUAUCCGUCGUCUGGCUCGUCGUGGUGGAGUCAAACGUAUCUCUGGUCUGAUCUACGAAGAAACUCGUGGAGUUCUAAAGGUCUUCCUUGAAAACGUCAUCCGUGACGCAGUCACCUACACCGAGCACGCUAAACGUAAGACUGUCACGGCCAUGGAUGUCGUCUACGCUCUGAAACGUCAAGGCCGUACUCUUUACGGUUUUGGAGGCUAAUUUUAUUACUCGACCCAGCAAUUUAUUAAACCAAACGGCCCUUUUCAGGGCCACCAAAUUUUUCAUACGUAAAAAACAAUUCAUGUUUUAUUCUAAGUACUGAAAUAUUACCAAUAUCAUUAACCUUUAUUGAUAUACGAUACUUUGUACUAAACUUAUGUAUUUGAAUUAUAUCUAACAACAAAUAAAUUAAGGUGCCACCUCAUGUUUGACAAAAUAUCUUAUAAUAACAUAAUGCAUUAUUUAAAUGAAUCAUCUUUCUAAAAAAUUACUGUUAUCCUAAAAACGAACUCCAUAACCCACGUACGAUUAUCAUGAGCAAAUAAAAUACUCUUCUUAUGAAUAAUAUCCUCGCAUUUUCAAUCUGUUAUU